Linum trigynum is the source of this 1391-nucleotide messenger RNA. NCBI's taxonomy places the organism in Eukaryota, Viridiplantae, Streptophyta, Magnoliopsida, Malpighiales, Linaceae. The record is from the annotation of a GenBank genome assembly.
CUCAAGAAAAUUGAAGCAAAUCUCAAAUUAUCCAUAAAUAACAUGAUUAAUUGAAAGCUUCUUCCUUUCAAUUAAGUUUCUUCACUCUCCAGUCUCCACUCAAUAACAUCAACUUCAUUCUACACAAUUAGAAAGAAAAAAUUAGACAUUUCUACACAAACAUAAAUAAAAUUAGUUGUUUAGAAUAUUAAAUAUAUCGAGAAAAUUAAUUAUAUGGAUGUGGGUAGAUACCCAUGGAGCGGGUUUACCUAAACUCAAACUCAACCCAGUAAAAAGUAAACGAGUUUAAACCCAAACUCGACCCAAAACCCAUCAACAUGAAUUUAUCCGCGUUGACCGAGUUAAAUCGAGUGGAUACCCGUAGGCUCGGAUUUUGUUGCCAUCCCUAAUAACUGACUCAUCCUCAAUUGUCAAUUCCUCAUCAGUGAUCUCGGUUCAAUUUGUUGAGAAGCCCAACAGCAGUUGUGUGCCCUGCUCUAACAGUGGGCCUUAACAAAAGUACGAAGCCCAUAAACACGGACAGUUUGCCUCCAACAAAGAGCAGGCCGAAGCGCGCCGGCCAUCCCUGUGUCCGAGAUUCACUUUUGCCGCCGACGAUGAGCUUAGAUUUACAAACACUUGCAGAGACCAAACCAGUCACCGAGCUCUGAAUCUGUCUGUAGUCGGCGAUCGCAGUAACUCCUUGCCGCUGAAGACUCCGUUUCAGGUACGUUCUUCCUUAGCCUGAGAGCUAUAUCAAUCGAUCUGCCUCCUCCUUUACAGUUUUUCUCCAGCUAUCCGAUUGUAGAAGAGGAAGAAACAAGCCAGGAACCCUAACAAACAACUGUUGGUGAUUUCGGUUCUUAGCAGAUUCAAAGUAUACAAUGCCGUCUCUACAAACUGCAUUGCCACCUGAACUCGCCAACAACGUUCUUAGACUUUAUAAGGAAUGUCUUCGAAGAGCUAAGUACGUUGGUCAUCAGCAACACAAUACUGCGUUGUUGGUUGAAAUGGUGAGGCAGCAGUUUAAAAAGCACAAGCACGAGACCGACCCUGACAAAAUCCAGAAGUUGAAGGACGACGCGGCAAGAGGGCUUAUAAACCACAUGCUAUAUGAAUCUGAGAAGAUGUCUUGACGUAAGUUCAGCAAGAGUGCUUAGUCUACCCGGUUCUUGUUUUCUGCUGAGAAAAGUUACUGUCUUUUUGGUAUAGAAGAACAGAUUGAAUAACAGAAAGAGUUUUCCUUUCUGCGUCCUUGUUGCUUCAGGAAGCUUGCUAGAAGAGUAGUGUUUGAAUGGCUUUCUCAUCUUGCACUAUUUGUCUAUCAGCUAGCUAUUUUUAGAUGCAAGCUUAUUCUGAAAAAACAAAACAGCCAUGUGAAUCCAGUUUGUUAAGAAAGAUCAAUCAAUUUU